AUGUAUCGACGCUUUCCCGUCCUCACUCCAUACGAAGACGACCCCAACAUCACGGGACCGUUCCUCGGCAGGAUCGAACAGGGCAGAUGGUCUCGUGGCUCGUGGCUCGUCCGCCCGCCAGAUAACGCCCUCUUCCUCUCCCUCCCGAGCCUUUCCAACACCGGAAGACGUGAGGGGUCCUGA
This is a messenger RNA of Colletotrichum higginsianum IMI 349063, 183 nucleotides long. RefSeq lists its product as uncharacterized. The transcript is spliced from 2 exons. The coding region runs from base 1 to 183 and encodes 60 amino acids. The record is from RefSeq and is a predicted model, not a curated record. NCBI's taxonomy places the organism in Eukaryota, Fungi, Ascomycota, Sordariomycetes, Glomerellales, Glomerellaceae.